Molecule: messenger RNA, 1353 nt
Organism: Capsicum annuum
Lineage: Eukaryota; Viridiplantae; Streptophyta; Magnoliopsida; Solanales; Solanaceae
Product: PGR5-like protein 1B, chloroplastic
Exons: 8
Coding region: 116-1021 (301 amino acids)
Biological process (GO): photosynthetic electron transport in photosystem I
Cellular component (GO): chloroplast thylakoid membrane
Molecular function (GO): oxidoreductase activity, acting on iron-sulfur proteins as donors
Source: RefSeq, a predicted model, not a curated record
CGUGGCCAUAACGAACCAAAGCCAAAAUUACCCGUCGAUUUUACAAUAUCCUAACCACUCGUUUCUUCAAAAAAAAAAUUCUCUUCUGCCGCGACGCAACCAACGUCGGCAGUUCAUGGCCGGCGCGUGGUCUCCCAUUUCUAGGCGCGUGCUUGGUUCCACUGUUAUCGAUCUGAGCAGAAGCAAUUCCCGAACCGGAGGUUCGUUACCGGUCCGGAUAUCCGCCCGGAGCCAUGGCGUAUCCACUUGUGAAGAGCGAGAGACACCUCAAGGACCUUCAUGUAUAUUUGUCGGACCUGUUGAAACAGCUAGUAAAGAAACCUUAGAAGCACUCUACCGCCAGCGUACACUUAUCCUCCCCAAACCUCACUUGAUGGAAAUAUAUUGGGCGCGUGAUUCUUAUUACAGUGGAAUGCCUUUAAUAGUUGAUGAUAUGUUUGACAGAGUAGAGUUAAGAUUGCGGUGGUAUGGUUCAAAGCAUGUAGUCAAGUAUCCCCGCUGCAGUCUUAGGCGGCACUCAACUUAUGCUGAUGCAGAGGAAGAUCCUUCACAGGUGUUUGCAUUAGCAAGUGUAUGGUUGCUGAUUCUUGGGUUUGGGAGUUCAUUCUUGAUUGUGCCUUUAAUCUACACCAUCGUGCAAGCUUAUCAAGACACAUUUGAUUCAGGAAUGUCCUACACCGAUCAAUCUUUUGAGUUGUUUACCAUGCUCAAUGGAAUCCUCUUUAUGGUGUUGGGAUCUAUCAUAGGCUUCCCAAUUGCUUCGGCCUCUGUUGGAGCACUUCAAGGACUUUGGAAAAAUGACUUGGUAGCUCUGAAAGGGGCAUGCCCAAACUGUGGUGAGGAGGUGUUUGCUUUCCUGAAAGCAGAGAGAUCCAAUCAUUCCCCGCAUAGAGCUGAUUGUCACGUUUGUGAAAGCAGAUUAGAAUUUCAAACCAAUGUUGAGCAAUCCAGCUCAAGACCUGGCAGACGUUGGGUUUAUGGGCGCGUUUACUUAAUUAGACAGAGACAAAGAUGGGCAUGACAAUGAUGUUGAUUGUAUUCUCCUAAGUUAAUCCUGAUGAUGAUCACGAAGCGUUAUGCACACACCUUAUCAGCCAGAGCACAGUUCGCCGCCUUGUGUCAAUAUCUCCAUACUAUACAGAUUUGAAAAUUCUGCUGCAAGUUGUUGAAAAAUUGUUUGGGUUCUUAAAUCCAACUCAGCCCCGAAUCUCCCAUCAUGAAAAAUUUACUAGUACCAUAAAUAGAAGAAUUCAGCCCAGAUAAUUGGAAACUAUAGUGUAUUUGCUCAUACUUGGAAAAAUUUAGUGAACAUAAUUGUUUUUAUGAAAUGAAAAUAUCUCAUUUGUCAGUGAA